GUUUACUUAUCCGUCUUUUUUUUCUCUUCGAAUCAAAAUUACACAUAAAAAAGGUGGCUACAUUCAAAUAACGGUUGUUGUUCUUUCCUCCACUUCCAUAUCCAUUUUGCUGCGUAACAAAACUUCGUGGAGUCCUUUUGUGAUCUUUUUUAAAAAAAAAAACUUUUUUUUACUAAUUUCCAACUAAAAUACAUAUCUUAUUAAUUUAAAUACACAAAACAAAUUUAAUUUAUUUUAUUUUAAAAAUCAACAACUGAACUGUUAAAAUUACAUUAAAUAAAAAUUAUUUUAAACUACAUAAAAUGUCGACCAAUGAAACGCAAAUGGAGGCCAAGCCUGAGUCAGAGCAGCCCCAACCGGAAACCGUGGUGGAGAUGAAGGAAACCAUAGUCGAAUCAGAGACUACAUCUUCGAUUCCGACAACAGAAAAGUUAGAUGAAAAAGAAAAGCUGAAUAAAUCAAGUGGACUUGAAGUAGCAAUUAUGCUUCCACCUCCACCAGUUUUGGUUAACUUGGCAGCAGCUGCAGCAGCAACUGCUCCCUCUAGUGCUACUCUGGUACAAGCAAAUUCUCGACCUCCAUCAUCAUCGUCAAUGACUGCAACAACAAUUGCAACGGACAAAGUAGACGAAGAAGAAGUUCUAAGCUUACAAGUACUAUCGGCUCGAUCCUCGACCCCUUACACUGUCCAAGGAAUUUGUUGUGCCAAUGCAAAUUGUGGCCUAGAAGCAACCACAGAUUCGAGUAAUGCCAGUCAAUGGAAGGAACACGAAGAGGAACCGACUCAGCUUGUAGUUUCUGAGGUGAUAAAAGAAAGCGAAGAAGUCAUUGACCAGAAUGACGGCAUAGACGAUGGCGAUGAGAAGAAGAAGCACAAACACUUAAAUGGAGGUCGUCAUUCGGAUUAUGAAGGAAAGAAGUACUCACGCUCAGAUUUGCUAGAAAUUCGUGAUGAAAUGACCAUCAUAAGGCACGAAUGUCUAGAAAAUGCUAGAUUGCAUCAUUUACUAAAAAAUAUGAAAGAUAUGAAAAGAAACAAAUCCUUCCGUAAUUCUAAUCCACCCAAUGAUCUUAUGCCUGCAUUCUUUAAGCGCAAAACUGCUUCUCUAAAUGGCUCAGACACCAACAGUUCUUCCAACUCAAUUAUUUAUGAUAAUUUCAAAUACAGCGAUUCGAAUCCGUUUAACCAUCACCACACCGAUAGUGGUUCAUCUGCUGGAAAUGGUAAUAACUACCGUCGCAUUGGAAGUGGUCGAAUAUCUUCUAAUCGUGAAGUUAACUGGGACUACAUUCCCGAGGAAGAUCCCGAAAAGAAUAAUCUUCCAGAGUUCUUCAAUACAAAAGAUUUGAUUGGUAGUGGAAGUAUUCAACCGAAGCCACAACGUCCACAAAAAAAACACGAACUUGAUGAUAAUUCGAACUAUGUUAAACGUGUUAUUUCCUCAGCGACAGGUGGGGAAUCGUCAUUCCGAUCGAUUGGAUCGAGACAUUCGAUAAAUUCGAGCGGAGAAGAACGUUAUAGCAGCAAUGCUAGCAGCAGCACCAACAACAGAAGUGAUGAACCCGAGUGGUUUAGCUGUGGUCCGACGUCCAGAUUGGAUACUAUCGAGUUGUGUGGUUUCAAUGAAUCCGAUCAGCAAAAGAUUCGUUUGGAAAUGUCCUCCAAAAAUAAGAUGGAUUCAAAUAACAAUCGCUCAGAUUUCACACCUACUGGCCAUAAUCAUAAUCAUAAUAACAAUAAGGAGAAGAAGCAUUUGGCUUUCCAGUUUGAUGAUUUUUCAUCAUCACACAACAAUAAGUCCAGCCACCAUGGAUCAGGAGCUAAUAACACUGCCAACAAGCUUCCCUCAUCUAAGUUUAUGCCACUUUUCAAUGCUAAGAAGAAAGACGAAGAGACAAAUACCACUCAUCACAGUUCGACACAGUCGUUGAAUGAAUUCUUCAAACGAAACGAUAUGCCACUUUCCACGGCUGCUCCUCUUGCUGCUGGGGGUCAAAAGGAAAAACUUAGCACAACUGAAAUGCCAAGUGUUGACGAAAUCGAAGCCAAAUGGAGGAGCCAUCAAUCGAAUGAUUCUCGAGGUAAACCCAACUCGGAGAAUUUCAACAAUAGCUCGGAGAGUUUCAAAAAAAUUCUUCACCAACUGAAUCAACAGCAGCAACAACAUGUUUCUAGUGCUGGAUCAAUUUCUUCCCCGCCAAUCCAACCGCAGGCUAACAACAACCAGCAACACCAUCCUCUGAAUCUCUUCAACAAUGAUAAUCUGUCAAACUUCAUCAAACAUCGUAACCUUCAGCAGCAGCUUUUGCAGAAACAACAGCAGCAAGCUGCAUUUGCACAAUUGCAAUUCAAUGCUAUUCUCAGCCGUCCUGAUACGCAGAUGCUACUGUUGUCGUUGGCUCGUGGAGAGAUAUCCAAACACGGUUUGGUGAUUCAGCUGUCCAACCCAAAUCUAACCCAAACCGAUCGAGAGGCAAUUUCGGCUGUGUUGACUUUCUCAGCUGCUGGGCAGUAUCAUCAACAGUUGGCCAUAAACAGCAAUCAGCAACAACAACAGCAGUUCAUUGCCAAUCAACUGCAGAACCUUGCUUUAAUGCAACAAUUGAAUAAAAGUCCAGCUUCAAGGAGAAAUGCUAAUAAUGCAGGAGGCGGAACUGGUGGAGGCACCGGUUCCGGUUCUGGUGGAUACCAAGGGAAUAAUAAUACAACUGGUGUUGGUGGAAACAACAACAAUCAGCGAACUUAUACUCAGGAAGAGCUCCAAUCUCAUGCUAACUUCAUUCUUCACAAUGCUAUGUUAAAAAAGAAACUCGAAGAACAAAAUAUUGGACUUCAGAAAAUGUUACAUUUACAAACGUCCAUGAUGAAUGGCAACAUGAAUAACAACAACAAUAAUAAUAAUAAUAAUCAUCCUCGAGGAGGUGGUAAUGUUGUUGGUGGAAAUGAUUCAAUGGCUGGGACCAAAAACUUUCACUAUCAACAACAAAAACAACAACAAAAUCAUCAACAACAACAACGUCAUAGAAAAUUUACAAAUUCAAGCAAUCGUAAUAACAACCAUUCAAUGGGUCGUCGUCGUUCGACUUCUUCAUCAUCAUCGAAUACUGCAAAUUCAGGAAAUUUAGCAUCCCAAUUGCAACAAACUGUUAAUACGCAGUUACGUCGACAGUUAGAACAACGAAGGAAUACUAUUGCUACGGCUACAGUUAGAGGAGGAGAUGACUAUAAUCAAAUUUCUCAAAGAAUAUAAAGACUCGGGGCCGGGCAUUUUGGCCAAGGCGAUGGUGGCAACUACUGUUAUUAUAAUAGGCUAUCGCUUUCUUAAGCCCGAAAUGGAGUCGAGACGUCGCCGGCAAGCGGAAUCCUAUGCCAAUUAUUUAUACGAAGUGGA
Messenger RNA from Eupeodes corollae, 3392 nucleotides. It is a transcript of the gene cup, whose product is annotated as protein cup. The coding region runs from base 303 to 3251 and encodes 982 amino acids. Gene Ontology annotation, molecular function: mRNA binding. Gene Ontology annotation, biological process: negative regulation of translation. Gene Ontology annotation, cellular component: nucleus; cytoplasm. Lineage: Eukaryota; Metazoa; Arthropoda; Insecta; Diptera; Syrphidae. The record is from RefSeq and is a predicted model, not a curated record. The transcript has 3 exons.